GGCAUUUUGUGUGGUUGUGGUUAUUGCACUAAACAUAAGAACAGCAAUUUAAGUAAUUUUCGCACUUUUCGCCGCGCGAGUGUUGUGGGUUUCAGCUGACUGGUGCGUUGAUCUGGUGGCUAAAUUUUUUGGUGUCCGAUAGAAACAGGCUCGCGGACAAAAAUGUCCGACGUUGUGAUCGAUUUAGUGAACGACUCCGAAACGGAUGAUAUUAUAACGAUCGAUGAUCAGCCGGAAAAGGAUUGCAGUGACGAGGCCAUGGAAAUGAAAGAGGUGGAGGAUAGUCCCACACUAAACGAAUCCUCCGAUGUGGAGUUUGUGGAAAUGAACAACCAAAUGCUUGCGGAGGAAAAGAAAAAUUUAGGCAACGAUGAGUACAAAUCGAAACACUACGAAUCCGCUCUUCGGUUCUAUUCCGAGGCCAUCACGCUCAGCCCGCAAACGGCUGCUUACUAUGGUAACCGUUCCGCCUGCUACAUGAUGCUGGGAGACUACCGAUCCGCUCUGAAUGAUGUGAAGACGGCCAUCACCAUCGACGACAAGUACGAGAAGGGAUACAUCAGGAUGGCCAAGUGCUCGCUUGCGCUGGGGGAUGUCAUAGGCACGGACCAAGCGAUCAGGAAGUUCCUCAACCUGGACCCUUCAAAUACAGCGUUACGGGAAGAAAUCAGCAACCUGAAGGUUCUGCGCGAACAGAAUGAGAAAGCUACCGCCUGCUACGACAAAAAGGACUAUAGGACCUGUCUGUAUCACUGUGACAGCGCACUCAAGAUAGCCCCCGGAAGCGUACCUUGCAAGCUGCUUAAGGCCGAAUGUUUGGCGCUGCUGGAGCGUUUCGAAGAGGCGUGCGAUAUUGCGAUCACGAUCAUGCAAGCGAACAGCACCAAUGCCGAUGCGAUCUAUGUGCGCGGAUUGACGCUCUACUACAGCGACAAUCUCGAGAAAGGCUUACUACAUUUCGAGCGUGCUCUCAUGAUGGACCCGGAUCACAAAAAGGCAAAGUUGAUGCGCCAGAAGGCCAAGCAGCUGAAGGAGAAGAAGGAAUCGGGUAACGAACUGUUCAAGACGGGCAAAUACCGGGACGCGCUCACCGUUUACUCGGACGCACUGACACUGGACGCGCAGAAUAAGGACAUUAACAGUAAGCUGUACUACAAUCGCGCACUUGUCAACAUGAAGCUAGGGAACUUGCGCGAAGCGAUUAACGAUUGUUCCAGUGCGCUGGUGCUGAACGAAAAAUAUCUCAAGGCACUGAUGCAACGGGCAAAGCUACACUACACAAUGGAAAACUUUGAAGAAUCGGUCAAGGACUACGAAGCGGCUGUCAAACUGAAUCGUACGGCAGAGCUAAAGAACCUGCUGAAGGAUGCCAAAUUGCAACUGAAGAAGUCGAAGCGCAAGGACUACUACAAAAUUCUCGGUGUACCGAAGAUGGCAUCUGAGGACGAAAUCAAAAAAGCGUACCGAAAGCGAGCCCUGGUUCACCAUCCCGACCGGCACGCGAACGCAACGGCCGAGGAAAAGCGAGAACAGGAGCGCAAGUUCAAGGAGCUGGGCGAAGCGUACACGGUGCUGUCAGAUCCGGUGAAAAAAUCACGCUACGACAGUGGUCACGAUCUAGAAGAUUUUGGACACAGUGCCGACAUUGACCCGCAUCACAUCUACCGUCAGUUCAUGCCGUCCGAUUUCGGUUUCGGCUUCCCCGGUGGCAACUGUAGCAACGGUUCCAACUUUACUUUCCAUUUCGGAUAAGGUGCACUCCAGCUGUUCGUUAGUGUUUUUAAGUUGCAAUGUUGUACUACUACUACUAAUCGACAUACUGAGAUGCACAUACUAUCCUGUCCUGUGUUAUUGUCCUGGUGUGCGACGUCAUAGAUCCCCGGGUUUUGUGAGUAAAGUACAUCAGGUUCUACUGGUUCUCUAGUGACUAAAAACAGAGUAGCGUGCUUCAUAAUGGGUACAUUAUGUUGAAAUUUGUCCCGAAGAUCGAAGCAGGCUACGGUACACGAAAUGUAGAUUUUAUUUUAAACACACUCAAAAUCAUUUUUUAUGCCUAAUCAUCUUCGAUAUGCCCGUGGAUAACCGCUGCGGAUGGUCUACUGUGUAAAACGGUGCUAGUAAAUUUAUAACCGUGCUCGCUAUCGUGUGGAGUCCCUUGGUUUUAGUAAUAAGCGCCAUCUCCCAAGCAACUACAUUUCCCUUCAGAAGUAGAUUUUUGUCAACCUUAUAACAAGCGGGCGACAGGAAGAACAAAUGAAGAAAGGUUACUAACUACAGCUACACGACCCAGACGUACUCAAUCGCGCACCAGCUUAGCUGCUAGCGAUCGAGUCAGUAUUUUAUAAUCCGGUCUGCUCAUUAUCUACUACGCGCGCUCAACAGCCUGCUAUCGUAUCGUACAUUACAACAUGAUUUUGGCGAAGGGAACAUCUUAUCUGCCAAUACCUAUCACAUUCAAGUGUGAUGGUAUAAUAUUUCAGAAUAUAUGCUGUUUUACGGAACGAGGGAAGCAUAGAAAGAAAAGCGGUAGCUUGUAGUCAAUAAUCGUAUCGGGAAAUUCCCCAUAUUUGCAAAAAUAUUUGUCAGAUAUCAUAAAAAAAAACAAAACAAAAAAAAUACUGAUAAGAAUUUAAGACAGAAGAGCAGGUUGCCACUA
Anopheles darlingi is the source of this 2656-nucleotide messenger RNA. It is a transcript of the gene Tpr2, whose product is annotated as dnaJ homolog subfamily C member 7. Gene Ontology annotation, molecular function: protein binding. Bases 163 to 1752 code for a protein of 529 amino acids. The transcript is spliced from 4 exons. The record is from RefSeq and is a predicted model, not a curated record. NCBI's taxonomy places the organism in Eukaryota, Metazoa, Arthropoda, Insecta, Diptera, Culicidae.